Sodiomyces alkalinus F11 is the source of this 2673-nucleotide messenger RNA. RefSeq lists its product as hypothetical. Lineage: Eukaryota; Fungi; Ascomycota; Sordariomycetes; Glomerellales; Plectosphaerellaceae. Bases 1 to 2673 code for a protein of 890 amino acids. The transcript has 6 exons. The record is from RefSeq and is a predicted model, not a curated record.
AUGGCCCGCAAGUCUUACACCCCGGAAGAGCUUCUUGCUCUGCGAGGCCUUACCUCCGAGUGGCCGCUCGAGCAUAGACUGAUCAAUCGGGUUGAAAAGGAUCCCGCUGUCGCUCACGUCCUUCGUGUGCGCCCAAUGGCAUCCCUUUCCAAUGGCAUCGACCGCGGUAUCUCUGAGCACAAUGCUUCUACCGAGUCAGAGGAACCCAUCCGCCAGCAGCUCGACGGCCAAGAUGUCGAAUGGAAACUUCAAGGGCGUAAUUCUGUGGAUGCCCAGUCGCCCAAUCCAUUGACGGCCCCGCAUGAGAUGAAGGCUCAGAUGAAUGAAGGUUUUAAGCGGUUCUAUAAAGCAGUGGUUUCGCCCAACAACAUCCGGGUCACUGCGGGCGGCCGUAUCGUGCCUAAUACCUUGGCCAAUUCUUCUCCCACUGGAAAGGGAAAGGACAAAGCGGUUGGCGAAAGUUCGGUUCAUAUGCCCGUUCAAGGUCAUCCAAACUACAGCGCAAGCUCGAACGGUGGCGUUGCUGGCAACCGCCGGGAUUCUCUCUUUAGCCCGAGCUUGAUUCCUCGCAGCCCUCGACGCAUGUCUGCGGCCCCCUUUCCGAUGCCGGGUUAUCCCUUUUCAGCUGCUUCGGCUGUACCUGGCCCAGUGAACGUGCCGCUGAACUCCGAUGCAAACAAUAUUGGGGGUAAUGGUUGCGACAAGAACGCACCUGGGCCUUCCUUUGAGCAGCCUCCUGCUCCCAAACCUGCCGGUAUCAAUGUGUCAGGUCACUACAUGGGUCAUGCAUUCAUACCAGGCAUGCCAGGCAUGCCUAUGUCAGUUCAAAUGCCCAUGCCCAUGGGUAUGCACAUGCCCAUGCCUAUGAUGCCUUCCCAUCCGAGCAUGAUUGGGUAUCCAGGUUCCCCGAUGGGCACCUUGAGUCCUCAUAUGGGGACCUUCAGUCCACUCUACGGACCAAUGCCGUUCUCUGGUCAUUUGCCUCAUCCGAUGCCGAUGUCUAUUCCGGGACUGGUUCACCCCUGUUCCAACCUGAUGGGAGGGCCCCAUGGCCCGCUGAACACCCCUAGCGCUCCACCUGCAUCUUCGAUUCGGAUGAGCGAUGUGACCAAGAAACACAUUGAAAACAUGCGGCUCCAACUCAAGUGGGUCGAAGACCAACUUCAGUUCAAUAAGCAUCAGGUCGACGAGAGAGAAAUGAAGCAACAGGCGGAAGUCAUCCGUCAGCAAAUCCAGGAAUUAGACGCCAACCUCAAAAGCCAGCUUGACGACGAGGCCCGCCAGUCAAGGACGGGCUCCAAGUCUGCCUCCGCUAACCCAUCCUUCAGAGAACUCGCCGUACAGGCGCCCUUCGACUGUAACCGCGGUGACGACUCCGCUUGCGCAACGACGAGCGCGUUCGUGCUUCACAAUCCGAGCACGAUCCCUGAACCUGCAAAGAAGCGGUCUGCCCUACCAAUCACCGCUGCAUUGGCGCCUCCUUUUAAGCCUCGUGGCCAGUACGGCCAAGGACUUUUACACUCGACCAGCGUUGAGUCCUUCAAGUACACGAAUUCCAGCAAAAUGAACGAAGAGGAGCGGCUUGUCCGUGAACAGCGCCUUCUUGCAGCAGGCAUGCAGUAUCCUCCCAUACCUCCUGAAUUCGAGGCCAUGUCUGCGCGGCUCACUGGUGCUACUCAGAGAAUGCCUGAAAAUGAAGUCGACGCGUCGGCUGAUACCCAGCUGAGCAGCCAAGAGAAUCUUCAAGAACCUCUUGCGCAACUCAAUGACGGACUCGGACGACCGUAUCUGGAGGGCAAGCUCCGACCGGGAGUCGACGCUCGUAAUGCGAAGGACCAGGACUACGUCUACCAUCGUCCUCUCACUGAUGAAGAGAUUCGCGCGCGUCAUUUGUACUGGGGCAACGCUCCGCGCUCCGUUCAGAAGGGUCUCCCAAAGUAUGACGGAAGAAAUUUCUAUCCGGCUUCUCCAGUCAAGGAGAUGAAGUCUCCAAAUACGGAUUCCAAUCACACGUGUCUGCCUGCUGGUCACCUGGAUGAUUAUGGUUACAAAUCCCAAACCACUGUACCUGGACCCAAUCCCGAUCCUUUCGCUCAAGAAACCAUGAAAGGGCUUCUCGCCCUUCACCUGAGAAAGUCCAAGCGCCAAACGCAGUCUGAUAAUGUGAAUGGCAGCCAGUCACGGAGGAAGGAAAUGAUUCGUAUACGCCCAACGACUUCCCUUAUCAGCAAGGAGGAGACGAGCGAUUCAGACGCCCACGAUGUUGCCGAAGAGUCUCCAGCCGGCCAGUCUCCCCGACGUUCCACCCAGCCGUCCGAUUCGGAUGAAUCUCAUGAGAUUGUCUUCAACGGCCGUCGGAGCAUGCAACGCUCUAGCCGCAGCGGACUCUGGCAGACGAUGGGGAAGAUCAAUGCCGGUAGCGUCAAUGCACUACCCGGGGCUAUGAGCUCCACCACGGCUCAUGGACUCAUGCGCCAGUACGCGGGUUCGGCCGCUGCGUCGCUCACACCCGCCAUGGCCACUGUUGCUGCUUCAACCGUGUCCCUCCGAACGUCCCCUGUCAAGUUCCAGAGCCAAGAAGAAACAACGGGAGCUGCUCUUUUCGGUGACAAGAGAGAGAACAAAUCCCCCCUAGGCCGGCGGGGCAUACGUCGUAUGGUACAGAGAGGCUAA